Molecule: messenger RNA, 1258 nt
Organism: Vigna unguiculata (cowpea)
Lineage: Eukaryota; Viridiplantae; Streptophyta; Magnoliopsida; Fabales; Fabaceae
Source: RefSeq, a predicted model, not a curated record
AUAUUAAACAAUUUAUUAUCUUAUUAAAAAGAGUUUUCAUAUUGAUUACAACAUAUUCAGCAGUUUAAGUUUUAAGUUUUACCUCAAUCAAAAUCGUCAUCCCCGGCUAGAAAUAAGGAUAAAUGUGGCAGACAUGUUAUACCCCAAGUCAAAUUUGGAAGUGACAUUGUAACAGACACAAAGGCCAAUACUCAUCUAAACGAGAACAACCAAGUUCACCAUUAUGUGCGUCACAGGAUGUAGCGGUUUAACAAACAUCAAUUCCUUUACCAAACGUGCCCUUGACGUAGGUUUUCAAACCCCAAUAUAAUGCAAUCCAAACCCAAACUCCUUUUACUUAAACUCAAUAGAUUGUGAUUGUGAUUGUGAGAGAUGGGGAACCAAGUCUCACUUCGUCCCUCAGAUGGCAGGGGCAAAAUCGUGUGGUGGGACGGUUCCGUGCAUGAAAUUGAGCAAUCGGUGACGGUGGCGGAGCUGAUGCUGGAGCACCCGGAACAGGUGGUGGUUGAGUUGCAUUCGGCGGUGAACCAGAAACGGCCGACGCCAUUGCCGGCUGAUAACAAGUUAGAAACAAACAAGGCGUAUCUGAUGAUUCCCGUGAAGCGAGGGAAGCCCGUUGGGUUAAGCGGGGAAGAAACCCGACGCAUUCUCUUCAUCCUUAAUUCUGCUCUGCAUUCAAAGUCUCUUGUGGGGUCCUCAAAGUUUGUUCCUUGGCUUACGCGUUUGUGCCAGAACACUACAAUUGUGGAACCGGGGAGAAAGGAAGAGGAAAGAGAGAAGAACGAAGAGAGGUGUCAGUUUUCGGAGCUUCUGCCGGAAAUUCUAGAAGCCAGGCCGGAGUAUUUGAAUCGGCAGUUGUCGGGAAAAGGGUGGAAACCUACUUUGGACACCAUUAAGGAGAAGAACAUUGACAGAAAACACACUCAUUGGUUGUUCCUCAGGACUUUCUAGUCCUAACUUUUGUCUCCACUUUUUUUAACUCUUUAGUUUCGGUUGUAGUUUCAUUUCGAUGAUCUAGUCAAAAUUUGCAGAGAUGGUUAAAUAGAUUAUCGAAAUCAAACUCUCGUACUUGUUAAAACUGUUUUUGUUUUUUAGCAUAGUUAAUCAGUGAAAAAAUGUUGUGGUGCCUUUACGCCGUUAUGUAUUCUGUGACAGGAUACCUUGCUACCCAAUCAAAUCGUGUUACAUACAAAGCUCAGGGUUGUAAUUUUGUUCACAUCAAUGUAGAGUUAAUAUAUGGAAAGGAAUUAAAGUUCUU